AACACAUGAGGCAGCGCACCCUGCUGUGCACAGCUGACUGGGAGAAGAGUGGCACAGAGAGAGGACGAGAGGCAAAAAGACAAGAAGACAGAGAAGCAGUGGGAAAAGAAUUGCGAAAACAUGGUGCGCUCAUGUGAACAAGAGACUCCUGGCUGGGUCUGUGUGGGCACCCUGCUCUUCUUCAUGUACUUCCACUCUGUCACAGUCAGCGGAGCUCCCCUGAAGCAAGAGACGUUGGAUAUUGGUGUCACGGUUCUUAAUCACUCCAUGAGUUUGGUGCAUCGUAUGGAGAACCUUCUGGCUAUGGGCAACAGUAGUGAUGUCAGUCUGCGAGUGCACACCAUUAACACAGAUGAGGUGAAAGUGAUUCAAGCCCACAGUCUGGUUCUCAGCCUGCAGAGUGAUGUGUUUGAGGAACUGCUGCUCAGUCGCAAUAAUAGUGCUCUGGUUUUGACUGAAACCCCUGAUUGUGCUGCCGCCUUUGACAAGUUUAUCAGGUACUUGUACUGUGGUGAUAUCUCAGUACGACUAGAUCAGGUCAUACCUCUGCACAAGCUGGCCAGCAGGUACCACGUGUGGGGCUUGCAGCAAGGUCUGACCCAAUAUAUGACUCAACACCUUUCCAGUGAUUCACCCGCAGGCCAUGUGGUGAGCUGGUACAGCUAUGCACUGCAAAUUGGGGACGCAACCCUGCGGGACAGUUGUCUGCAGUACCUGUCCUGGAAUUUGUCUUCUGUGCUGCAGAGCGGAGAAUGGGACUCCAUCGGUGAAGACCUGCUUCUGUCCUUGCUUCAGCGCUCUGACCUCAUUCUGCAGAGCGAGCUGGAGCUCUACGAGGCCCUGGAGGGCUGGAUUAACAAAAACCAGCCAGUUACCCAAACUGUGGAAAGUGCGCUAAGAGCUGUUCGAUAUGGCAUGAUUCCUCCUCAACAUCUCUUCCGUCUUCAAAAGCAGUCUGUCCUCAUGGUGAAGUAUUAUGAGUCCAUCCGUGAUCUCCUAUAUCUAGCCUUCCAGUUCCAUUCUGCCUCACCUAUUCAGCUGGCCAAGUACUUUGAUGUCAACUGCAGUAUAUUCACUCCCCGUAACUACUUGUCCACCUCCUGGGGUUCACCGUGGAUCAUCAAUAACCCCACUCGUGAUGACCGCAGUUUCAGCUUCCAGACCCAGCUGGGUCCCAGUGGCCAUGACUCCAGUAAGAGAGUGACAUGGAAUGCCCUGUUCUCCCCUCGCUGGCUGCCGCUUAGUGCCAGGUCGACUUAUACCGAACUUGGUGCCAUGCAGCCCACCCGCACAGAAGCAGGUCGACCUCGCAUCAUUGUAACACCGGCCACCUCCAGCCCAGACUUUGCCGGAGUAAGUUUCCAGAAAACUGUUAUUGUGAUGGCAAAACAACAAGGAAAGGUGGUCGUCCGCCAUGUCUACAACUUCCACCAAAGUACAGAGGAGGCUGGGGAUUUCUUGGUGGAUGCUGACCUGCAGCGUCGCGCAUCUGAAUAUCUAGUCGACAGCUCCCUCUACUUGCACGUUGUAAUCAAACCUCUCUACCACACCCUUCUAGUUGCCAGGAAGUAAAAGCAGGAAUUUACCAUGACCUCACCAUCAGUUAUCC
This is a messenger RNA of Nematolebias whitei (Rio pearlfish), 1609 nucleotides long. It is a transcript of the gene btbd17b, whose product is annotated as BTB (POZ) domain containing 17b. Bases 121 to 1572 code for a protein of 483 amino acids. NCBI's taxonomy places the organism in Eukaryota, Metazoa, Chordata, Actinopteri, Cyprinodontiformes, Rivulidae. The record is from RefSeq and is a predicted model, not a curated record. The transcript has 3 exons. Gene Ontology annotation, molecular function: protein binding.